AUGAAGGAAAAUAGCAGCCUUGGGGUGAUUCGGCUGAGUGUGCAUACUACACCGGUGGAGUUGCGUGAGAAACUUGCUAUACCAGAAACUUGCUACACCGGUGGAUUAGUUUUGCAGCCAGCUACAAGUGCUCUGGAUACCGUCAGUGAACGCUUGGUUCAAGAUGCUCUCAACCAUUUGAUGAAGGGGAGGACAACAUUAGUCAUAGCUCACAGGUUAAGCACAGUUCAAAAUGCUUAUCAAAUUGCACUCUGUUCAGGUGGGAGGGUUGCGGAACUAGGCACUCAUUUUGAGCUGUUGGCUAAAAAGGGCCAGUAUGCUUCACUGGUUGGCACUCAAAGGCUUGCAUUUGAAUAA
Molecule: messenger RNA, 357 nt
Organism: Vicia faba (fava bean)
Lineage: Eukaryota; Viridiplantae; Streptophyta; Magnoliopsida; Fabales; Fabaceae
Source: the annotation of a GenBank genome assembly